CACGGACACUCGGGCACUAUACCCUCCUUAGGCAAUCUAGCCAUCCAUUUGUUAUGUCAACAUGUUCUUCCUAGACCUAAGUCUGCAGUGUAGAUAUUCUACAUUCGUUUAACACUGAAGUCGGCUCGACUGCUCAGCUCGACUGUGCAUUGUUCCCUUCAGACCAGCGCCGUGUGGCUUAAACCUUCAGGGGAUAUGGCCCAUUUUACCGAAGCUAUGCUCAGCCAGAACAGAACACAAAGUAUAAGUUCAAUGCCAGGGCCCCUACCGUUAGAUCCGUACAUUUCUGAUCAUGCGGUUCUUCGCCUUGAUUACACUCUCAUCACUCGUGGCGGCAAACCCUUUUGGUAAUAGCCGUUCUCACUGUCCACCAUCGACAUGCGAGAUACAAGGCGUUGAGAAGGUCAUUUCGCCGUACUGCACUGAAAGCGAUCCUAUCAGUACGACAUUAGGCGGCUGCAAAGCCCGUUGUGGAAGAGACAGACAAUGCAAAACAUAUGCUAUUGGUGCUGGGACGUGUCGCCUAUACACUAGUUACAUUUCCCAAUCGGCGCGCUCUUCGAAUUCCGGCUCUCUAACGUUCUACGAUCGAUCCUGCAAUUGUCCAUCAAAGUCUGCCUGCAAGUCAAAGACACAAUCCGGUGCUAAGACCGUGUCAUCAUCAACGUUCUCAACUCCAAAUCAACCAACAACAACGAUCAAGACUUCGUCAAUCACCAGCGUGUUUUACUUCUCGACGUCAAAGUCUACAUCGUUGGUAACAACUACCUCUUCAACACACUCAACAGCCUCGCAGACCGUAGCUGUGACUGCCACUACCCCAUCGCUAUCGCCAUCAGCGUCAGUAUCACCGACAGCUCCAGUAUCACCGUCAGCUCCAGUAUCACCGUCAGCUUCAGUAUCGCCUUCCCCGUCUUGUAUUGCUUCCACAAUUGUGCCAACAGGUCAAGUUUGUGGCAUUUCAGGAACAUCCUUACGUCGGACAUGGGGAAGCAGCCCCGCAUACGGUAGUCUGGAAGCCUGUACUCGAUUCUGUCUACAAACAUAUCUGUGCUACAGCUUUCAGCUCACCUCUGACCUUAUCUGCAAGCUCUACAAUACUCCCGCCGCGAACCAUGCCACCUUCCACUCAUGCAGCGACGAGCCGCCAUUCUACGAUAUCUCCUGUUUCCAAGACCCUCAGCCAUCGGAUGAAGGAAGCCCGACGACAAAUACUGAUACAACGAUUCCCACACCUACUACUGAUCCGAAUGCACAAAUCUGCGGGGUGGAGGGCACGGCCUUUCCAGGGCCGAACAAUCAAUAUCUGAUUGACGACCAACCCGCUGAUACCCCAGCAGUAUGUGGCACCCGAUGUGUUGCAGCUUCCAAUUGCCUCACGUACGAGAUGAACAACAUCAAUUCGCACUGUUUGCUGUACAGCGCCACACACGCAGCAGGUGGCUUCGUUCCGGCAGCACGUACGAGUCGUUUCUUUAACGAUCGUAGCUGCGAGGGAUCAUAGAGAUAAUUCAAAUCAUUGACUUUCAAGCUCGUCCUAUCUGGUAUCACUAUAAUAGCUCGUCUCUUACAAAGACUUGACUCCCUAAUGUAUCAAGACCUUAUAACAAUCCUCAAACUGGUAGGGCUGUAACACGAAAAGUUUCACGAAGACAUCGGACUCCCUGGGAGAGUCAGUUGUUCACCUCACACACUACGCUUGCAAUUACUAAUCAAGCUCGAAUUCCACGGCGUGCUAGCCUAUAAUUGAA
Messenger RNA from Pseudovirgaria hyperparasitica, 1751 nucleotides. RefSeq lists its product as uncharacterized. The transcript has 3 exons. The record is from RefSeq and is a predicted model, not a curated record. Lineage: Eukaryota; Fungi; Ascomycota; Dothideomycetes; Acrospermales; Acrospermaceae. Bases 293 to 1504 code for a protein of 403 amino acids.